GUUCUGCUGUGGAAACGAAGAUCGCCAGUUUGAAUUAGGAGGAGCUCGAAAGCUAUGAUGGCGAUGAAGCGGCUGUCGAAGAAAUGGAGGAAGCCUCGCCGCGGCGGCCACUUCUCUCUCCCCACCCGUGACGAUCCCUCUCUCGACGAUUCUCGUCCCAUGGACACGCAAGAGCAAGAGGAGUUGGUUCGGUCGCUCGAAAAGAGUCAAGCGGUACAGAGUCUCUGUUGGAGGAGUGUAUUUGCGGCAUUUCUCUUUUGCUUUGCUGCCUUCCUCGUCUAUUCCAUAUACCGGCAGGCUACAUCUCCAUGGGAAUUGCGACAUCACGCUUACUUCAUGGAGGAGGCUCCUUCUUGGAUGAUUAUAUUUGCAGACUGGAUUGCUGUUUUAGCUUGCUCUAUGGCUAUUGUUGGGCUUAUUCAAAACACAAGACAAUAUAGACAGUGGCUUUGGUAUUCGUGCUUCACCAGCAUUAUACCAGCAAUGUUUUGGCUGUAUUACUUGUUGAGAAUUCCAAGAUUUCGCUGGGAUGUUUUAUGGCUCCCGUUGGGACCUCUUGGCGGAGCUGGCAUCUGUCUAUAUGUGGAUCACGUACUGCGCGAAUCAUCAGAAGAAGUGAGAAAACUUCGAGGCUAUAUGUAUGCUUAUAAAGCUAGCUGAAGAGUUGAAGAUCACUACUAGUCUGCUCAUGUUUUUAUCACUCAUCACUGAAGAUCGUUGGACCGAGUCAUUAAGCAGAUGGAUAGUUACUCAAGGCCGUUUCGAUCUUUCUUGAAUUUACACAGUAUUAACCGAAGAAGUUUAGUCCAGUCGUCCCACUGCAGAGUUUAUUGCAAAGAGGGCUGCCUUCAUCUUCGUGCGAUGUGUAGCAGUUGUUUGGUCCUGGACAUACUUCAAAAAUAGUGACUCAGUUUAUGAGAAUUGUAGGGUAAUGUGUGGAGAUGCGAUUGAUUGCUCCAUCCA
Molecule: messenger RNA, 963 nt
Organism: Syzygium oleosum
Lineage: Eukaryota; Viridiplantae; Streptophyta; Magnoliopsida; Myrtales; Myrtaceae
Exons: 7
Coding region: 55-660 (201 amino acids)
Source: RefSeq, a predicted model, not a curated record